CUGAAUGAGUCCUCGGAGAGCCGAACUACUAGCAGUGCAGAAAUCAGUACCACCGAGGAAGAAGGCUGCCAAGAGUAAAACGGACUCGAAGAGGAAGAAAACGUUUCAAUAAAAUGGAAUACUGGGGAUUAAAGUGCAUUUUGUUUUUUACCAUAUUUAUUAACUGUAUAUUUAUUUCACAACAAAAUAAAGAAGAGGUGCUCUUGGACAUGGUUGCAUCGGGAUCGGAGCUGGGCUGGUUGAAAUGGCCAGACGAGAACGGGUGGGAAAUGGCUCAGACUGCUUUUAAUGGGUCUUUGCACUACAACUACUUUGUAUGUAAUGUGGAGUCACCUGCAGGCCAGGACAACUGGCUUCGCACCACUUUCAUUCAGCGGCACCCGACGGCCUCCCGAGUGUUUGUGGAGCUGCGGUUUGUGGUGCGGGACUGUAACUCCUUUAACGGUGCCUCACUCACCUGCAAGGAGACCUUCAACCUCUUCGCCUCCGAUUCCGACGUGGACAUCGGCACCAACUUCCGCAAGAGCCAGUUCCGUAAGGUGGCCACCAUCGCCCCCGACGAGAUCUCAAAGAUGGGCGGGCUGAAGAUGAACACGGAGACCCGGGUGGUGGAAGGCCUCAGCCGCAAGGGCUUCUACUUGGCCUUCCAGGACAUCGGGGCCUGCCUGGCCCUCUUCUCAGUCAGGGUUUACUACAAGAUCUGCCCGGCCACCAUCAAGAGCCUGGCAGCCUUCCCUGAGACCGUGGCUGGUGGGGACAAACAAAACCUGCGCAAGGUGGCGGGCGAGUGUGUGGAGAACGCUGUGAGUGCCAACCAGCCACUCAUCUACUGCACGGCGGAAGGCGAGUGGGUGGUGCCGGUCGGGCAGUGCCAGUGCCGUGAGGGAUACGAGCCAGAGGGCGAUGCGUGCCAAGAGUGUCAGCCGGGCUUUUUCAAAGCGGACGCAUCCAGCGAGGCCUGCCAGCCGUGUCCAGCGAACACCCAGCCAUCCGAGGCAGGAGCUCUGGCCUGUCCCUGCGUGGAUGGGUAUCACCGUGCCUCCACAGACCCCUUGUCCGAAGGCUGUUCUGGCUUGCCCUCCGAACCUGUGGAUCUGGCCACAACACCAGUCCUGGGCGCUUCGGGCAAAGUGACGCUGUCCUGGAACCCCCCCGAGGACACGGGCGGCCGCUCGGACCUGACCUACCGCGUGACGUGCGAGCUCUGCGAUGAAUCGGCCUCGGCCUGUGUGCCGUGCGACGAGCACAUCCGCUUUGAGACCGACUUGGCGGACACCAACGUGGUGAUCGGCCUGCUGGAGUCUGGCGUGAACUAUACCCUCAGCGUGGAGGCGCGCAGCGGUGUGUCCCAGUUCAGCACCCAGCGGGCAGUCAGCUCCAUCACCACCAUUCUGCACGACACAGAUCCUCUGAAGGUGACGACCAUGCAGCUGGACGAGCGCGGCCCCAAUAGCCUGUCCCUGUCAUGGACCGUGUCCCGCAGAGGCAAAUUGGCCGCCCGCAACCGCUACCAGCUGAUGUACCGCAAGAAGGAUGGCGAGGGCGAGACCUUCUCGUCUGGCACCACGUACACUGUGCUGAUCUUGGAGAACACCUCGGUACAGAUCCCCGACCUGGCUCCGGGCACUGCGUAUCUCUUCAGGGUCCAGGCACUGAACGCUGACGGCACCCCCGGGACCGACGUCAUGGAGCACGAAUUCACCACCAUGGCAGAGGCUCCAAACCAGGGCAACACCUCAGUGAUUCUGGCUGCAGCGGUGGGGGGAGGCGCCAUGCUGCUUAUCGUCGUGGUGGUCCUGCUCGUACGCAAACGGAGAAGAGGGUCUCACACAAGACAAGGCCCAGAAGACACCUACUUCAGCCCAGAACAACUGAAACCCCUGAAGACGUAUGUCGACCCCCACACGUAUGAGGACCCCAACACAGCCGUGCACAAGUUCACAAAGGAAAUCCACCCCAGUCACGUCACCAAGCAGAAAGUCAUCGGUGCUGGGGAGUUUGGGGAAGUGUACCGCGGCAUCCUGAAAGCGCCCGGGCGCAAGGAGACGGCGGUGGCCGUUAAGACUCUGAAGCCGGGCUACACGGAGAAGCAGAGGCAGGACUUCCUGAGCGAGGCCAGCAUCAUGGGACAGUUCACCCACCAGAACAUCAUUCGCCUAGAAGGGGUUGUCACCAAGUUCAAACAUGCCAUGAUCGUGACUGAGUACAUGGAGAAUGGGGCCCUGGACAAAUACCUAAAGGAUCAUGAUGGGGAGAUGACCUCCUUUCAGGUGGUUGGAAUGCUUCGUGGGAUAGCAGCAGGAAUGAAGUACUUGUCCGACAUGAGCUAUGUGCACAGGGACCUGGCUGCCCGCAACAUCCUGGUCAACUGCAACAUGGAGUGUAAGGUGUCCGACUUCGGCUUGUCCCGUGUGUUGGAGGACGACCCAGAGGGGACCUAUACCACCAGUGGAGGCAAGAUCCCAAUCCGCUGGACGGCUCCUGAGGCCAUCGCCUACAGGAAGUUUACCUCGGCCAGCGACGUGUGGAGCUUUGGCAUAGUCAUGUGGGAGGUGAUGGCCUUCGGCGAGCGGCCAUACUGGGAUAUGAGCAACCACGAGGUGAUGAAAGCCAUAAACGAGGCCUUCCGCCUGCCCGCGCCCAUGGACUGCCCAUCAGCGGUGUACCAGUUGAUGCUGCAGUGCUGGCAGCAGGACCGCUCCAAGAGGCCCCGCUUCCCGGACAUCGUCAGCAUCCUGGACAAGCUGCUCAAGAGCCCCGAGUCCCUAAAGGCCAUCGCUGACUUCGAUCCCCGUGUGUCCAUCCGGCUCCCCAGCACCAGCGGUUCAGAUGGCUCUCCGUUCAGGUCUGUGUCGGAGUGGCUGGAGUCCAUCAAGAUGAGCCAGUACAGCGAAAACUUCUCCUGCGCUGGCAUCGUGUCCAUGGAGCAGGUGCUGCAGAUGAAGAGCGAGGACAUCCGAAACAUCGGCGUCCGGCUGCCCGGGCAUCUGAAGCGGAUUGCGUACAGCAUCCUGGGCCUGAAGGACCAGACCAGCACCCUGAGCGUGUUUGCGGUGUGAGGCAGACGCCCUGACACACACGCGUGCGUGCACACACACCCGCUCAUGACCAGCGAAGUCUUUGAAGCCCAGGCCCCCAGGCCCCCAGGCACUGACUGACUGACUGAACUCCACACUACCC
Alosa alosa (allis shad) is the source of this 3180-nucleotide messenger RNA. It is a transcript of the gene epha2b, whose product is annotated as eph receptor A2 b. Lineage: Eukaryota; Metazoa; Chordata; Actinopteri; Clupeiformes; Clupeidae. Gene Ontology annotation, molecular function: transmembrane-ephrin receptor activity; ATP binding; protein binding. The record is from RefSeq and is a predicted model, not a curated record. Bases 114 to 3059 code for a protein of 981 amino acids. The transcript is spliced from 18 exons. Gene Ontology annotation, biological process: protein phosphorylation; axon guidance; cell surface receptor protein tyrosine kinase signaling pathway. Gene Ontology annotation, cellular component: neuron projection; plasma membrane.